AUUCAAGGUGCUGGUUGUUACCUGUUCAUGGUAUAGGGCCAGGUCAUUUGCAGGACCACUUCUCCUUGGUGGUUUCUACCCAUCCUGCUCAAUCCAGCAGAAGAGGCAUGCUGCAAGUCCUAUCAGUCGAAGAAUGUUGUCUUGUGGUUCUCAGGAAGAUUCUGGGCUGUAUCUGAAGGAGCUCAUUGAGCCGGUGUUGACAUGCUUCAGUGAUGCUGACAGCCGGUUGCGCUAUUAUGCCUGUGAGGCCCUGUACAACAUUGUGAAGGUGGCCAGGGGCUCCAUCCUCCCACACUUCAACGUGCUCUUUGAUGGCCUGAGCAAGCUUGCUGCAGAUCCAGAUCCAAAUGUCAAAAGCGGCUCUGAACUUCUUGAUCGCCUUCUGAAGGACAUCGUGACAGAAAGCAACCGAUUUGACCUGGUGAGCUUCAUUCCCUUGCUGCGUGAGCGGAUUUACUCCAACAACCAGUAUGCUCGUCAGUUCAUCAUUUCCUGGAUUUUGGUGCUGGAAUCUGUUCCUGACAUUAAUCUCCUGGAUUACCUGCCAGAGAUUCUAGAUGGACUCUUCCAGAUCCUGGGCGAUAACAGCAAAGAGAUCCGUAAAAUGUGUGAAGUGGCUCUGGGGGAAUUUCUCAAAGAGAUCAAGAAGACCCCUGCCAGUGUCAAGUUUGCCGAAAUGGCCAACAUCCUGGUCAUUCACUGCCAGGCCUCUGAUGAUCUCAUCCAGCUGACCGCCAUGUGUUGGAUGCGGGAAUUCAUCCAGCUGGCUGGCCGGGUGAUGCUUCCGUAUUCUUCUGGGAUCUUGACGGCCGUCCUGCCCUGCCUGUCCUAUGACGACCGCAAGAAGAAUAUUAAGGAGGUGGCUGCUGUAUGCAAUCAGAGCUUGAUGAAGUUGGUGACACCAGAAGAUGACGAAGCAGACGAGUGUAGGGAGCCCACGCCAGCCCCCCAAAUAGAAGUGGGCCAAGAAGAGGCUGUCCCCAAGCCAGAGCAGGCCUCAAGUGGCUGCCUGGAUGCCUCUAGCGAGUCGGAUUUCAGCAGCGCCAGCAUCUUCGUCCCGGCCGGCAUGGAGAGGAGUUGUGUGACCCUGAACCUUGAUGGAAUUGUGCAGGUCCUGGAUUGCCACCUUCAUGAUUCAACCACUGGGAUGAUGACACGAAUUGCAGUCUUGAAGUGGCUGUACCACCUGUACAUCAAGACACCUCGCAAGAUGUUCCGGCAUACAGACAGCUUGUUCCCUAUCUUAUUGAAGACCUUAUCAGAUGAUUCUGAUGAGGUUAUCCUCAAGGAUCUUGAAGUCUUGGCAGAGAUUGCAUCCUCUCCAGCUGGCCAAGUGGAAGGCCGAGGGCUUCCGGAGGGCUCUGGGCCACGAGUGGAACAACUGGACUUGCCUCUGCCCUCUUCAGCCAAAAGUAGCCAGGCUGUCCCCACUGGAGCCAAGAGCAUGGGGUGCUCUCCAUCUACCCCAACAAUGAAUUCCUACUUCUAUCAGUUCAUGAUCAACUUGCUCAAGAGGUUCAGCAGUGAGAGGAAGCUGCUAGAGACCCGGGGAGCUUUCAUCAUCAGGUCAGCCCAAACCACAUCUUCUCUUGCCUCUGAGUGGUUUUUCCUUCAUGUGUCACUGCUGUUGGAGUCUCCUGCAAGCUCCAUGAUAGGCUCUGGGCCAGGAGUGGUCCUCUUCUGGAGCUGGUGCCAGCAAGAACAGCUUCUAGCUUCCUGACCAUCAAGUUAGCAGCAGCAUAGUUCAGGUUCUCAAGGGAAGGAAAAAUCUGCCAGCACCUGCUAAAGAGUCUAAAAUUACAUGCCUGUUGUUUGGGAAAUGCUCUUCGACAGCUGACAGACUAUUCUGAAAUCUGGAAUCAUCCUGAGAUAAAUUCCUCUGGGUU
Messenger RNA from Python bivittatus (Burmese python), 1886 nucleotides. The record is from RefSeq and is a predicted model, not a curated record. NCBI's taxonomy places the organism in Eukaryota, Metazoa, Chordata, Lepidosauria, Squamata, Pythonidae.